Messenger RNA from Coffea eugenioides, 1783 nucleotides. RefSeq lists its product as uncharacterized. Bases 285 to 1598 code for a protein of 437 amino acids. The transcript is spliced from 2 exons. Lineage: Eukaryota; Viridiplantae; Streptophyta; Magnoliopsida; Gentianales; Rubiaceae. The record is from RefSeq and is a predicted model, not a curated record.
AUGAUUAUUGAUUUGUAGUAGUAGCAGUAGUAAAUGGCAAUUGCUUCCUUGAAACCCAAAAAGACAGACAAACCAAAGGUACUGUAGAAUUUCAAAAGGCAUCUCACACAUUCCCUUAACUCCUGGUCUCUCUUUCACCCUUCAUAUUAUAUGGUAUAUAUAUAUAUAUGGUACAGAGGAGUUAAUCUCCUCUGGAUCUGUAAGAGAAAUUUUUAAAAGCAGGGAGUUGUUUUUCAUAUAUUUUUUAAUUUCUGGAUGGGAAGAGCAAUUGGGAAGCCCGAGAGAUGAAAAACCCGACCAAAAUACUGAUGCAGUUAACGAGAAAGGCGUUGGAUCUCGACUGGAGGCUUCUUUUAUUGCUUCUCCCUCCUCUCUCUCUUCUGGUCUAUGUAUCCCUCUCCUCCUCCUUCACCACCACCACCAGCACCGCCGUCGGAACGCUUUUGAGCUCUUUAUCCCCCUUUAAAUCCAUUUUCCAUUCGAAUUAUGUACCCCAUGCAAGGGCGCCGGAGGAAGUGGGGUUGAGAGCGAGGAGGCGGAGGGAGGAGGAGGAGCUGGAUAGGUCGAGAAUUGCGGUGUGCUUGGUGGGUGGGGCCCGGAGGUUCGAGCUAACUGGACCAUCCAUCGUUCAGAACAUUCUGGGCGUUUACAACAAAUCCGAUCUUUUCCUUCAUAGCCCCCUGGACCCCAAUGCGUACAAGCUAUCCUUGUUAAAGGCUGCGCCCAGGAUCGCCGCCGUUAAGAUAUUUCAGCCCGAGCCCAUUCCGGAGACUCAGUCCCAGUCCCGAGUUCUCACGGCUGCCAACUCGCCCAACGGCAUCCAGGGAUUGCUGCAAUAUUUCAAUCUCGUAGAGGGCUGUCUCACCAUGAUUAAUGACUAUCAACGCAAGAACAACUUCACCUACGAUUGGAUCGUCCGAACCAGAGUGGACGGCUACUGGUCCCGUCCCCUGCCCCGCGACAACUUCAUCCCGGGCAAGUACCUCGUUCCACCGGGCUCUUCCUACAGCGGCUUAAACGACCGCCUGGGCGUCGGUGACUACAACACCUCUCUGGUGGCUCUUUCCCGCCUCUCCCUCAUUCCCCUGCUCGACGCCGCCGGCCAUCAGCAGCUCAAUUCCGAGUCCGCCUUCAAGGCACAGCUGGCCGUCAAGGAAGUCCCUUACGUCACGCACCGGAUUCCCUUCUGCGUGGUGACGGACCGCAGAUACGAGUUUCCACCGGGCCGUUUCGGUGUCCCGGUGGCUGCGUUGUCAAGCCCAGGCCCCUUGAGCGGGGCGAAGUGUAGACCCUGUACUCCGGCCUGUACGGGGUCCUGCGUUGGCCCAGUCAUGAAUGGGCUGUACAGAGGGUGGAGCUGGACGGAGUGGGCCAACAAAAGUCUCGAGCUUUGCGACGCCCACGGUGAUUGGGAGGAAGGCUGGGAGAAAUUGUUCGACGCAGUAGCUGGCAGAAGAUUAGCCGCGGAGAGGAAGAGAGUUGAGGCGCUGAAGCUAAAACAGUGCGUGGACGACUUCGAGGAGAUGAGGAAACGGACGGCACUCUGGGAAGCACCGCCGGCGGCUGACAUUUGCCGCCUUGCUUCUGGGCUGGUCUAGCGGUCGGAGAAUAACGUAGGAAUUAAAACUUUAGUGAUGCUGUUUCCUGUUUGUAAAGAUGAAAAGAAAUACAUACGAGUGUUGGUUGUACAUAUCAACGACAUUCCCGUCUGCGGUUGUUCAUGCAGAACAAGGAAUUAUAGCUGGGACAUAUCGAAUUUGACCAUUCUUCAUUCUUUCGUUUC